Messenger RNA from Aquila chrysaetos chrysaetos, 2773 nucleotides. RefSeq names its product HMG-box transcription factor 1 (gene HBP1). Bases 97 to 1689 code for a protein of 530 amino acids. Gene Ontology annotation, cellular component: nucleus. The record is from RefSeq and is a predicted model, not a curated record. NCBI's taxonomy places the organism in Eukaryota, Metazoa, Chordata, Aves, Accipitriformes, Accipitridae. The transcript is spliced from 11 exons. Gene Ontology annotation, biological process: regulation of transcription by RNA polymerase II. Gene Ontology annotation, molecular function: RNA polymerase II cis-regulatory region sequence-specific DNA binding; RNA binding; protein binding.
CGUCUUCGACCAGUCGGCACCGAGCGCCGCCAGGGUGUGGCGGGGCUCCGUUGUGGGGAGGAGGCGUUGGGGGGGGGAGCCGAGGGGAAUUUGGUAAUGGCGACGGGUUUGUCAGAUACUUUGGAGCAUCCUAACAUGGUGUGGGAAGUGAAGACAAAUCAAAUGCCUAAUGCAGUUCAGAAACUCCUUCUGGUAGUGGACAAGAGAACUUCAGGGAUGAAUGAGUCACUGGAGUUGCUGAAGUGUAAUGAAAACUUGCCCUCUUCUCCUGGAUAUGCAUCCGGUGAUGAACACAUGGAACUUGAUGAUCUUCCUGAACUACAGGCUGUGCAGACGGAUUCUACCCCACCUGCACUUUUUCAGCUGGGUGCUGAUGUUUCUCAUCAGGAAUGUUCAAGGCCUUCAUGGAACCAACAUACCUCAAACAGCAAUUCAGAAAGUGCUUAUUCUUGUGAGAAUGGGGUGAACUGGUUGACAGAAUUAGCAAAUAUUGCCACAAGUCCUCAGAGUCCUUUGAUGCAGUGCUCUUUUUAUAACAGAUCAUCUCCUGUUCACAUAAUAGCUACAAGCAAAAGUUUACAUUCCUAUGCACGUCCUCCACCAGGAUCCUCAAAGAAUGAUCCUAACUUCUCCAAGAAUGAUGUGGAUGAAACACCAGUCAGGCAUGAAAGGGCAAAUAGUGAAUCAGAAUCUGGCAUUUUCUGCAUGUCAUCACUUUCAGAUGAUGAUGAUUUAGGAUGGUGCCAUUCCUGGCCCUCAACUGUUUGGCAUUGUUUUCUAAAAGGCUCUCGUUUGUGCUUUCAUAAAGGACGCAAUAAAGAAUGGCAGGAUGUUGAAGAUUUUGCAAGAUCUGAAAGCUGUGGAAAAGAGGAAAAUCUCCCAGUGAGUCCUUACAAGGGCUAUGGUUCUGAUGGUUUGAAGUUGAUUUCUCAUGAAGAAAGCAUUUCCUUUGGUGAGUCAGUGCUGAAGCUGACUUUUGAUCCUGGCACAGUGGAAGAUGGCUUGCUUACAGUAGAAUGCAGACUUGAUCAUCCUUUUUAUGUUAAAAAUAAAGGUUGGUCAUCUUUUUAUCCAAGCUUGACUGUGGUACAGCAUGGCAUUCCAUGCUGUGAAAUGCAUCUUGGAGAUCUGUGUCUACCUCCUGGACACCCUGAUGCCAUUAACUUUGAUGAUUCAGGUGUUUUUGAUACAUUUAAAAGUUAUGAUUUUACACCAAUGGAUUCCUCUGCAGUUUAUGUGCUAAGCAGCAUGGCUCGGCAGCGUCGCGCUUCUCUAUCUUGUGGAGGUUCAAACAAUCAAGAUGCUGAGAGAUCAGAAUGCAGUAGUAAAAACUGUGCGUCUACUGCAUCGCCACAUCUUUCCUCCAAUUCUUUGUACAGCAAAGCUGGCAGAAGCCACAGCUCAGGGACUGCAAGUACUGUGAGUGCCACUUCUCCAAACAAGUGCAAAAGACCAAUGAAUGCCUUCAUGCUUUUUGCCAAAAAAUACAGAGUUGAAUAUACUCAGAUGUAUCCAGGGAAAGACAACAGAGCCAUAAGUGUGAUACUCGGUGACAGGUGGAAGAAAAUGAAAAAUGAAGAAAGGCGGAUGUACACACUAGAAGCCAAGGCCUUGGCAGAAGAACAGAAGCGUUUAAAUCCUGACUGUUGGAAACGAAAACGAACAAAUUCUGGCUCACAACAGCAUUAAGCCAGAUUUUCCUGUUAACUCUGUAUUUACAAAAUGGCUGUUGCUUGAUGGCAAGAAGAUGCAAGGUCUUACUAUUUGUUGUGACUUUGUGUGACCAUAAAAUACUGGCACCAUCAAGUUGGAAGUGAUCUAAUAUGAGUGCAGAUUUGCUUUUUACAAUAGAAAAGUAAGCUAAAACUAUCAACAUUUUAAACCAAAUUGCCUUAUUUUUCUUCCAAACUUCAUAUAUGUAUCAGGUAAUAUAGGCUUGAAAAUGGAUACCCUGUGGUGCUAAAGUACUUUAGAAAGAGGCGAAGGAGAUGUGUAUAAAUGUUUAUUUUUAAAAGAAAAUGUACAAAAAGGGGAAUUUUAAAAAAUGUAACAGCUGUUUAUAUACAUUGAUUCUUAUUGCUGAUUAAUAUGUAUUGCACAACCAUAUUAUUAAUUACGAUUCUGGGGCCUGGGAUUUUCUGAAAUGGCAAAAUGUAUUACCAGCCUAUAGCUUCCCAGCCUGCCCGGAUGCCAACAAGUUUCCGAACAUGUGGUAAACGGAGAGCAUAGUGUAAUGUAGCAUGGGAGCUGCUUCUUGGGUUGCCACGUAUAAAAUUUGUAUCCACAAGUGAGAUAUUUUUGCACCAGCUGGCACUAGUGAGAGCUGUUAUUUCCGGUGGAAACAAUGGCCCAGGACAGGAUGAAACGAAUAAAUAGCGCUAUCUCAAGAAAAAUGGUGCUGUUGAUAUCGUCACCAUCAUAGCUUUAACUCUUGUUUUGUCUUUGCCACAUAUUCUACAAUAUUUUAUUUUGCCAUAAGACAUCUUUAUGGUGGGGGCAAACUUUGCACUUAACUAUACGUGCAACACUUGCACUUUACUUCUUUUUUUUUCCUCCAACUGUCUAAAAUUAGAGCAGCUGCAUUAGGAUUACACUUGCUUCUGCUGUGAACUUCUACAAUCAUGGCUUUUCAUGUACUAAACAGCUGUGUGGUUUUUUUUUAAGAAUCACAACUGUAAAUUUCAGUUUAUGACACAUGUCUACAUGAUGUUGCCCCUAAGAUUUUUGCACACUAUAUUCUUGUAUAUUAUUUCAAAUAAAUUCAUUAAAAUUU